CCCUCCCAGCAGAAGGCUGACAGUCUGCCCUCCACUGAGCUGGAACUGAACAUGGGGACCUGUAGACUCUGCCAAGUCCACUGUGAGGCCAAAGACUGGAGGCUGGACUCAACCAGGGGUUCUUGAACUUCAAGAGCCUGGUGAAAGCUAUGAGCCGCUCCCCUGUCCCUCCAAAAUCACACACACACACUGUUAUACAAUAUCAGGGGGUGCAGCACCCCUAAGCUAGGUGACAUUAUGGUCCUCUCCAGCGCUGCCCUUCUAGGAGCCAGAGAAGCCCUCAUUAGACUCCACCCUAAGUGCUUCCUGCUGCCGCAGACAAGUAGACCACAGUCUCCUGUCCUCUGACGUCAGCCCAGCCCGUCUCUCUGUGUAGCCAUGAGAGCUGCCUACCUCUUCCUGCUCUUCCUGCCUGCAGGCCUGCUGGCUCAGGGGCAAUAUGACCUGGACCCAUUGCCGCCAUUCCCAGACCACGUCCAGUAUACCCACUAUAGCGACCAGAUCGACAACCCGGACUACUAUGAUUAUCAAGAGGCAACUCCUCGGCCCUCCGAGGAACAGUUCCAGUUCCAGUCCCAGCAGCAAGUCCAACAGGAAGUCAUCCCGGCCCCCACCUUUGAGCCAGGAAAUGCAGACACGGAGCCCACGGAGCCCGGGCCUCUUGACUGCCACGAGGAGCAGUACCCCUGCACCCGCCUCUACUCCAUACACAAGCCCUGUAAACAGUGUCUCAACGAGGUCUGCUUCUACAGCCUCCGCCGAAUGUAUGUCAUCAACAAGGAGAUCUGUGUCCGCACAGUCUGUGCCCACGAGGAGCUCCUCCGAGCUGACCUGUGUCGGGACAAGUUCUCCAAAUGUGGUGUGAUGGCCAGCAGCGGCCUGUGCCAAUCUGUGGCAGCCUCCUGUGCCAGGAGCUGUGGGGGCUGCUAGGGUGGAGCAGGCACCCUGAGCCCUGGCCCCUCCUCGGAUCUGGGGCCCUCAGGCCCUGCCUGACCUGGUGCUUUUCUCCCCAGCCUGACAUCCCUUUUAUUCUGUCAAGUUAGUGGACUGAGACGCUGGGGGUUGCCUCCGGCCCCUCCUCCAGCCUGUGGCCACAGUGGGGACUCCCCACUGCCCGGUCUUCGCCCCCAGGUGGGGGGCCUCCCAGGCCUCUUGGUGGAACCUGGGCCUCCAAUGUGCCUUCUCAGUCCCUCUGAGGUAGGCUAUGCUCCUCACCCCAGCUGGUCUGCUUGGGUUCCCUACAGCCCCCCGGGCAUAGACCACCUCUGUUUUAUACAAAAUUAAAAACAAGUUUUU
Messenger RNA from Hipposideros armiger (great roundleaf bat), 1296 nucleotides. It is a transcript of the gene MFAP2, whose product is annotated as microfibril associated protein 2. Gene Ontology annotation, biological process: embryonic eye morphogenesis. Gene Ontology annotation, cellular component: microfibril. The transcript has 9 exons. NCBI's taxonomy places the organism in Eukaryota, Metazoa, Chordata, Mammalia, Chiroptera, Hipposideridae. The record is from RefSeq and is a predicted model, not a curated record. The coding region runs from base 379 to 930 and encodes 183 amino acids.